This is a messenger RNA of Culicoides brevitarsis, 4146 nucleotides long. It is a transcript of the gene ftz-f1, whose product is annotated as nuclear hormone receptor FTZ-F1. Bases 732 to 3173 code for a protein of 813 amino acids. The transcript is spliced from 9 exons. Gene Ontology annotation, molecular function: nuclear receptor activity; RNA polymerase II cis-regulatory region sequence-specific DNA binding; zinc ion binding. Gene Ontology annotation, cellular component: RNA polymerase II transcription regulator complex. The record is from RefSeq and is a predicted model, not a curated record. Gene Ontology annotation, biological process: hormone-mediated signaling pathway; regulation of transcription by RNA polymerase II; tissue development. Lineage: Eukaryota; Metazoa; Arthropoda; Insecta; Diptera; Ceratopogonidae.
GACACAAAUUCAUUUUGUUCGUUCGAUCGCAUUAUUUCCGCGAAAAACGGCGCAUUGCGAGGCAUAAAAAUUGCAAAAAGCAGGAAAAAUUCGUGCGAAUUGUGCGGUGACACGCCUGGAUGCGAAUUCCAAUCAGAAUUAAUCGGGAAUAAGGAAGUUAAUACCAAAAAGAAAACAAAUUUCAAUGUCAUAGACGCCCGUACGAGAACAUACACACACGGGGUGACGUACGAAAGUAAAAGUGCCAUUCCGUUCCGAUUCCGCGACACAUUUCGAUCGAGAUUCCGAUUUGUUUUGCGUACCGUGUUUGUGUCGUACGUGCUGUAGGUGUCCCACAGACCUAUAUAUGCAGCUCGAGUUCGCUCUCUUCCUCUCCAAACGACUCGGUAUCGCGUAAUACUUUGUUAUGUUGUUCGAAAAUGGGUUCUAAAAUCCAGAUUGUUUCCGUGUUUCAAUGAUUUAAGUUCGUUUCCCUUUCGCCAUCCACGGGAAUCGCAUUGACACAUCGUCCGCCGAACUCGCAGCAGUGCCCCGAACGCUGCAAAAACAGUGCAAAGUGAUUCCAAUAAGAAAAAAAGUGUUUGAAUGGCAUUAAUUAGUGAUUUGUGCAUGAAUCGAGUAGUAGUUAAAAUAAUAAUAAUAAAAUAGAAGAGAUUGCGGGUCAGUCUGUCAAGGUUUUUUCAAAGUGUCAAGGUGUGUAGUGAACAAAAACACAAAAGAAAGAAAGAAAAAUGUACGAAGAAGCAGCAGCUAUGACAACAACACCAACAACAAGUGUCGUCAAACAAUUAAAUAACAAUGCAUUACCCUCGAUAGCAUCCGCAUCGCAUCAACUCAUAAACAUUUCGAGUGCAAAUGCUGCCAAUAUCACUGUCGCCAUCGUCUCUACUUGCGACCAAGGGCAGCCAAAUCCCGCUCUCACAAUUUCCGAGCCUUCGUCGUCGUCGGGAUCCGCGUCGUCCUCCUCCGUCGUCCCGCUGCAAAACCUCCAAUCAUCCGCUAGUCAUGUCGCGAUUCUCUCGGGCGGUCGCAAAAUCAUCAUCAACAACAACAGCAUCACCGAAGGCUCUUGUUCACCCACCUCCCAAACGACGCUGUGUCUCACGACGACCUCCUCGUCGCCAAAUGACGCAUUGCUCGGCCCCACGAAACCAAAUACUAACAAAGCCAUUAUUCCAAAUAGUAAUUCUACUAGCAACAAAACCAACGUAAUUGUCUCCACUCACCAAAUCCAAACGGAAGAUUACCAACAAAUGCUGCAGCAGCAGCAGCAACUUAUUAUUACCACAACGACAGUUCCUACCGUGAGUCAUCAAACGUCGUCGUCUGACUCCCAAACGAACGCCGCCCUUUGCGAAGUAACGACUUUGCAGAAUCUCGUUACCACGAGUGAACAAGUGACGCCAACAACCUCCGGGAUUAUCGUGCAAGCGAAUAACGAAACGACGACGGAGGAUGCGAACGGAUCCAUGUCAGCUGAUAAUAUGGUCGAAUUCGACAUUCAGGAUUUGAAUAAUUGUAGCACCGAUGACACCAGCGAAGGUUACGCAGGUGGCGGCGGUACGGGCAACGGGAAUGGAAAUGGAGGCUCGAGCAAUGCCGAUAACAAUUCGAGCAACUCCCAAAAUCCCGGUUACAUUUCGAUAUUUCCGUCGGUGGCGGCAGGAUUGCCCGAUCAGACGGACUUGAAAGAUAUCAUCGAGGAGCUGUGUCCCGUUUGCGGUGACAAAGUCUCCGGAUAUCACUACGGCUUGCUCACGUGCGAGUCGUGCAAAGGUUUCUUCAAACGUACCGUACAAAAUAAGAAAGUUUAUACGUGCGUCGCCGAGCGCCAGUGUCACAUUGACAAAACGCAGCGGAAACGUUGUCCCUUCUGUCGGUUCCAGAAAUGCUUGGAAGUGGGCAUGAAACUCGAAGCUGUUCGAGCUGAUCGGAUGCGUGGCGGUCGCAACAAGUUCGGACCAAUGUACAAGCGAGAUCGAGCGCGAAAAUUGCAGAUUAUCAGACAACGACAACUCGCAUUGCAGGCAAUUCGUGGCAUGAAUGGGCAGGAUAAUUCGCUAUCUCUCUCACAAUCAAGUUAUCAGACACCGUAUUCGAGUAUGCAGAUCAAACAAGAAAUUCAAAUUCCACAGGUGUCAUCACUUACUUCAUCACCUGACUCGUCGCCGAGUCCGAUUGCCAUCGCACUUGGGCAAGUUAAUCAACCAAACAACACCGCAACCACUCUCUCAUUGUGCGGCAGCGGUCAAUCGAAUAAUUCUAGUUCCACAACAAACACAGCUACCACAAUACCAACGCAGCUCUCCGACUCGAAAAUCUGGAUGGCAAAUUCGACAACGGCAUCGCCCCAUUCACUUAGUCCCAAAACUUUCAACUUUGACUCAAGUACAAAUCCAUCGAGCACCGCAGACACGGGCAGCACUCAAGCCGAGACCUUAAGAGUUUCCCCAAUGAUCCGCGAAUUCGUCCAGUCCGUAGAUGACCGAGAAUGGCAAACGUCACUCUUCUCGCUGCUCCAGAGUCAAUCGUACAACCAAUGCGAGGUGGAUCUGUUUGAAUUAAUGUGCAAAGUAUUGGACCAAAAUCUCUUCUCGCAAGUUGAUUGGGCGCGAAACACAGUAUUCUUCAAAGAUCUUAAGGUUGACGAUCAAAUGAAAUUGCUGCAAAAUUCCUGGUCCGACAUGCUCGUGCUCGAUCAUUUGCAUCAGCGGCUCCACAAUGGCUUGCCCGACGAAACGACGCUCCACAACGGCCAGAAAUUCGAUUUGCUCGGUUUGGGAUUGCUCGGAGUACCGUCGCUCGCCGACAAAUUUGCCGAGAUCCAGAAUAAAUUGCAAGAGCUGAAAUUCGACGUUGGCGAUUACAUUUGCAUGAAAUUCCUGCUGUUACUUUGUCCCGACAAUUUUCAAAAUAAUGCUACAGAUGUACGCGGCAUCACCAAUCGCAAGUGCGUCCUUGAGGGAUACGAGAACGUUCAGGCAGCCCUGCUCGACUACACGCUCACGUGUUAUCCAUCGGUUACAGAUAAAUUCAGUAAAUUGCUCAGUAUUAUACCAGAAAUUCAUAUGAUGGCAUCUCGAGGUGAAGAGCAUUUGUAUAUGAAACACUGUCAAGGAAGUGCACCGUCCCAAACGCUCCUCAUGGAAAUGUUACAUGCAAAGCGAAAAUAAGCGUCGUCAUCUAAAAAAAAAUAUAAAAAAAUUAAAAUUUGGUGUUCUACAUUUUAAACUAAAUUAUUUGGUCAUCCAACAUCUGUGAGAUGACUCCGUACUAUUAUUACUAUUAAGACGAAUAGAUGUGAAAACAAAAAAAAAUACUUAAUUUGGAGACAUAAGUAUUUGAAUGAAGCUGUUCUGUCCUUCUUUUGUAAAUAUAUUUAAAGAAAAAUAUAAAAAAAAAUCUUCCCAGACACAUUCACCAAGAACAACACGAACAUCACGAGAAAUUGUACUACUAGACAACUUUUAAGGCGCAUCACUUGAUUUAAAUUUUAAAACCCGUUUAAAAAAAAUAAAUAAAUGUUAUAAAAAAAUAUAACUUUAAAAAAAAUAAAUGUACAAAAAAAAAUUGUGAGAGAAUUUUAACAAAACACAAAAAAAAAUAAUUUUGACGUAAUUAAUGUCCUGAAAUACUUAAAAAAAAAAUCAUAAAAAAAUAUUUAUAAUUAAUUUGCAAAAAAUUUAGUGAUUAAAAAAAUAUUUUGUUUUAGAGUUGAGCUCAAACGUUUUUUUUUAAUAAUAAAAAAAUAAUUAAUUUAAAAUUUAGUUUAUAAAAAAAUUAAUUUUAGGCAAAAAUAAAAAAAAAUAUUAUUAUUUGGUAGAGCAAAAAAAAAAAUCAGCAAGUGUGGCGCAAGUUUGACAAAAUUAAAAAAAAUACGGCAAUUGCUGUGUGCCAAAGAAGAAAAGAAGAAAAAAAUUAACGUAAGAACGUGUUACCAUAGCUUCUCAGCGAUUUAUGUUUAAAAAAAAACGAAACUAAAAACUUUAAAAAAGUUAAAAAAAAAGGUUUCGCGUGCAAUUUUUAAUGUUCAGCUUCAUUACAAAUGAUCGUAACAAAACGGCUUAAAAAGCUUGAUGGCCUUUAAUGAUACAAAAAAAAUAUAUCGGAUCAGAGUUACCAACCCUCUUUAUCCCUGUGUUUGCU